AGGGAUUGAGGUGUUGCACCUUCAGUCGGCACCGGGCAGCGAGUAAGCGAUGUGCUGCCAGUCCGAGUUGACAGUUUGAUUUUCGUUGUGCUGUGUCAAGUGUUCGAACCGGAGGGGAUAUUUGGGCUUAUUUUUGAUCUGAAGACAACGCCAGUGCGAAAGAAUGAGGUACUGGUCGAUUUGUCUCGUGGCAUUUUUCCUGCAGCUAUGCCGAGCCCAGCCGGGAUGCCAGGAGGUGCUUCGGCACUUGGGAUACCCUUGCAGGUGCAGUACCCUCCACGACGGCGAGAUGUCCCUCGAUUGCGACAAGGUGGUCCUCCCGGGCGAUUUUCCCGCACUUCCGUUCCAGGCCGACCUCGUCGCUUUCUCGCAGAGAUCUGCCGGAAACCAGGGGAUACCGACCCAGGCUUUCGUCCAAGCCGGGCUUCCCUUGCGAAAGUUAGACUUCACAGAUAACUCCAUCAGGAGGCUGAACGAAAGAGUUUUCGCCGGGUUGAAAUCGACACUUCAGGAGUUGCGUUUGGGCCAAAACCUCCUCGGUGACUCUUUGAACCCGAUUUUUUCUACGACGGAAUUCCACGGGCUUGGCCAACUCAAGAUACUCGACCUCCGUUACAACCACAUCAAAGCGUUGGAAGAGGGACUUUUGAAAGGUUGCGACAACCUGUUGGAGUUCUGGCUGGACGGAAACAGCCUCACGGAAGUGCCAUCGUCGUCGCUCAACGGCCCCAAAGUCUUGAGGCUUUUGUCCCUCAGAAACAAUAGGAUAAGUAUAAUUAAGGACGGCGCUUUCGUUGCACAACAAAGGAUGGAACGUCUGGAUCUCAGUGGAAAUAGGAUCACCGUCAUCGAAGAAGGAGCGUUUUCGGGGCUGUCCACCCUGCGCCAACUCGAUUUGGCUCAUAACAAGCUCAUCAAGCUAAACAGCGAUGUUUUCAUCGGAGCCGAAAGUGUCCAAGAGCUGGACAUGUCUGAGAACUUUCUUCUCGAGUUCCCGACCAUUUCCCUAAAACAGUUCACAUCUCUGACAUUUUUAAAUCUAUCUUCGAAUCUUAUAGAGAAAUUAGAUAACGCCAACCUAGCUUCAGUUCCUGAUUUAGAACUUCUUGAUCUCAGUAGAAACAAUAUCGGUAACAUCGCGCCUGGCACCUUUCUCGGGCUGCGGCACCUACGACAUUUAGAUUUAAGUGUAAACACUCUCAGGACAGUGGAAGACGAUGCCUUUGAAGGUCUGAACAAACUCGAGACUCUUUCUCUGCAAGAUAACAACAUACUUCUUGUACCUGCAAGUGCUUUGGGUCGACUGCCGAGGCUUACGCGGCUGGAGCUGGAUUUCAACAGAGUCGCAGCUCUCGGAUCCGACAUAUUGCGUGCCGUCGCCGACCGGGUGACUUCUCUCAGCCUCGCCAGGAACGUAGUCCGCGAACUUCCUUCGGACGCGUUCCAGGAUUUCAAAAAGCUCAAGUCCCUCGACCUAAGUGGAAAUCUUCUGCUCUCAAUAGAAAUGAGCUCGUUUACCGGCUUAGAAGAAACGCUGGAGGUCCUGGAUCUUCGCGGAAACAGGCUUUCUUCGCUUCCGAGCAAACCGCUGACCCUUUUGCACCUUCAGAAACUAGAUUUAUCGCAUAACCACGUGACUGAGUUGGCGAGGACUUCGUUUCUCAUGGUACCCGCCCUGCUGAACUUGAACCUCAGCUACAAUCUUCAACUCGGCUCGAUACCCUCGACGAUCUUCCAAUCGCUGACCCACCUGGAGAUGCUGGAUCUGAGCCACACGGCUCUCAAAGUUCUUAGCCCGGAACUUCUUUUGAAAACCACUUCUCUUCGAUGGUUGUCUUUCAGUCACAACUCCUUACAAGAACUGACCGAAUCGGCUUUUCAAAACUUGAAAAAUCUCACAGUCCUGGAUUUGUCGAGGAACCACAUCACUAACAUUCGCCCUGGGUGUUUUGCGUCUCUCAGCUCGCUGAGAAGACUAGACCUGAGUGGGAAUAAAUUAACUUCUUUCAAAGGAGAGUUUUUCGUGACUAGAAGGAGCAAUGGGACACAGUUGGAAGAGCUAAACCUAUCGGACAACGACUUGAGUUACUUAUUCCCUUCAUCUUUUAGGGUGCACCCUCGUUUAAAAAAAAUAUCCGCCUCGAGAAACAGGUUCAGCUUCUUCCCUGCGGAAUUGAUUGUAAGCCUGAACUACCUUCAAGAAGUAGAUCUAGGCGAGAAUAUGCUAAAAAGUUUGGAAGAAUUCGAUUUCGGUCGAUUGCCACGAUUGCAGGUUCUGAAAUUCAACAAAAAUCAGUUGGACUCGAUUAGCGAAACAGCUUUUCAUAACUCAACUCAGCUGCAAAUCAUCGAUUUGUCAGGAAACGCUUUAGAAAGGCUUGGAGAGAGGACGUUCCAAGGGCUCGGAAGACUAAAGCUCUUGGACUUGAAGGACAAUCUCUUGUCCGAACUGCCAGAUUCAAUCUUUGAAAGAUCACGCUUAAGGAUGUUGGAAAAUGUCGAUUUGUCCGGAAACCUUUUUGAGUUGCCCCCGUUGAAGGCGCUGCAAAAGCAGUACUUCUUCUUAAUGUCCGUCAACCUUUCGAAAAAUAAACUUAAAGAAAUCCCUCCCGAUGAUAGCAUAAUGGUCAACAUCAAAAGGUUGGAUUUGUCGUUUAACCCAUUGACACCAGAAUCAAUAUCGAACGUUUUAGGAGAGCCGAAGACCGUUCGAGAAUUGAACCUGGCCGGAACCGGAAUAACACACAUUACAAGACUGGAAACGCCAUUUUUGCACCACCUCAACCUGUCUUUCAACGAAAUUUCUGAUAUUCCUGAAAAAGUAUUCGAAAGGCCGACUUUACUCGAAGUUAUCGACCUUUCUCAUAACAAAAUCGGCGACAUUAGCGGCACACUGUCACAAGUCUGGGGCAAGCUCAAGAAUUUACACACAGUCGACCUCUCUUCGAAUCCGAUUAAAAACAUAAUUCAAGGCGACUUGAACGGCCUCGAAUCACUGAGAAAGCUGAACAUAUCAAAUUUAGAAGAAUGCACAAGAAUCGAAAAAGUGGCGUUUAAGAAUUUGGGCAAUUUGGCCGAACUGGAGGCUUACGGCUAUCCGAGAUUGGGCUACCUGGAUGUGACCGGUCUUCUACACAGUCUUCCGACUCUGGAAGUUUUAGACGUGGAAGUCAAAGACUCUGCAGUAGGGAGCGAGCAGCUGUCUGCUGCGAUGAACCCGAGGUUGGCCAAACUAGGAAUCAGGGGUCGGCGAGUGAGAAGCAUCUCAUCAAGCGCUUUAGCAGGUCUGAAAUCGCCCGAAAUCACUGUAGAACUGCGAGGGACAUCUCUCAACAUCCUUCCACCGGCUCUCUUGAUACCACUCCCACGUUCUUCGAAAGUAAAACUGGACGUUUCCGACAGUUUAUUGAGCACGUUGACGACCCAGUUUUUGACAGCAUUGGACGACAGGAGAGGCGACUUGACGCUAAUCGGGCUAGACAGCAACCCGAUUUCGUGCGACUGCAACGCAAGGGCGCUACGAAGAUCUGGAUUGGGCAGUAAGAUAAUAUGUUCGUCACCGCCUCAUCUGGAAGGCAAAUUGUUGGUAGAAAUCGCUGACGACGAACUGACCUGCGAUCCUCACCGCCCAACGACAAGUACGACCGAACCACCGUCGACGUACAGAACUAGCAGAAUAACCAUGAGGACGACAGAGCCCGACAUCAUCUGGUCAGUCGCUCCACCGACGACCACACACAGAAUGCCGACCAAGACCUUGAUGGGAGCGACAAUGAUAAACAACGACGACACCUUGAUUAUCAGCAUUGUAGGAGGCGUCGUAGCCUUCAUAGCAGUACUAAUUAUAAUUAUAUGCAUUGUGAGGUUGCGUUGGACUGACAAUCCAUACCCCGGAAACCCAAUGGGUCCAGUUCCGCCUAUGAUGCCUCACUGCAACAACCCAGGCUGCCCUUGUCCCAAACUACCACCCAUGCUUCCCAUCGGGACACCGUACGGUCCGACCUACGCCACACUCCCUUCAAAGCGCCAUGCUCCCAACUCAAUCUCUCCACCGCUCCGAGCCUCUUAUUCCACUCUUGGUCGUGCCCAUUAUCCUCCUAAUCAGCCGUUCUAUAUCGCAUAUCCUCCAGGUGAUGAAAAAGAUCACAACGCCAGGUAGAACCAGAAUCCCCUUAACAACGCUGUACAUAGAACAGUGGCAUAUUGAUAAACUUAUGGACAAUUUGUAAAUAUUUUUAGAACGUCGAAGAAACAGGCUUGACUCCAAAUAUAAUUUUAAAACAUCCAAUCGAGCAGAGUACCUUGAUAUAUAUAAAGUACAAAAUGUUCAACACACUACUUAGCUCAUACAUAUGUAACCUAGUUCAACGUAUUCAUGCUCAACUUAUUCAUCGAAUUGUGUUCUUCUUGUGGUAAACAUCUAUUUAUAUAUAUAUUGGAGAUAAGCUACAGACUAAAAUGUUAUGACUGUUAUUUGUUUACAAUGACAAGAACACAUAAAUAUCAAUUGUACAUAACAUUCUUAGUUCUAUUGAAACGCCUAUCAAUAAAUUUAGUUUAAGUUAAUAGUUUUAAAUAGGUUAAGCAUAAUUUUAAUAGGUUUAUCGUUUGAAUUUUUGUCUUUUGUUUUUACAUUUUUUGUAAAUUUGUUUUAUAAGGCUGCACUGAAUAAUAAAAGAAGCCACAUAGAUAUAAUACUGUACACAACACAAUUAAUUUAU
Messenger RNA from Cimex lectularius (bed bug), 4721 nucleotides. RefSeq names its product chaoptin. The record is from RefSeq and is a predicted model, not a curated record. Gene Ontology annotation, molecular function: protein binding. NCBI's taxonomy places the organism in Eukaryota, Metazoa, Arthropoda, Insecta, Hemiptera, Cimicidae. The transcript is spliced from 10 exons. The coding region runs from base 164 to 4159 and encodes 1331 amino acids. Gene Ontology annotation, cellular component: extracellular matrix.